AUGGCCCGGCCCGUUCUCAAGUUUGUGGCGCUCGCAGCGUUGCUUGCCCAAGAUGCUUUGGCGCAGACUGGGUCUGCUCGGGGCGCCAGCUUUCUUCGAUUCGGCUGCUCGCAGCUCGUUGUUGAGCGCACUGAUCCGCUCGUCAAUCCGGGAUCACUACCAGCGCCCCAUAUGCACCAGAUUGUGGGAGAUGGACCCUAUGACUAUCGACCCUCCGAAAACAUCCAAGUGUACCUCCUGCAAGAUGAGCGAGGACUUCAGCAACUACUGGACUGCCUCCAUCUACUUCCGAUCCCCGAGAACGGCACGUUCAAGAGGGUUCCCCAGAUGGCCAACGGCCGCCUUAACGGCACUCUACUCGAGCAAGACGGAGGGCUGACGAUUUACUACAUGCAACCGUUUAGCGGUAGUAAUAUGAAAACGACCGCCUUCCCUGCUGGCUUCCGCAUGCUCACGGGAGACCCCAUGGCCCGUGCCAAGCCGAGCGGAGCCAUGACAGCCUGCCACCGCUGCCUUUCUGCAAGCGAGCGCACGAUGGGUGGUAACGGCGCCCCCUGCGCCGCUGGGGAUACUGCCGAGUUCCCUAACAAGCCGUGCCCUGGCGGAAUCCGUGCCACUGUGAUCUUCCCUUCGUGCUGGGAUGGCAAGAAUUUGGAUAGUGCCGAUCACCGGAGCCACGUUGCUUUCCAAGCCGGUUCGGCGCUGGCGGGCGACAAGUGCCCCGAUACUCAUCCCGUUCGCAUCCCUCAAGUGAUUACCGGAUACGGCCAGCACGGUGAUUAUCUGUUUGGCUGGGAGGGCGAUGCUCUGCAGCGCGCCAUGGAUGCCCUCGGUACCAACUGCUGGAGCGAGACCUGCCCGGCUCUCAAGCUCCAGUCUGGCGAGGACGCGAUCAACUGCCGGAAGGGGCAGCAAUACGAGGAAGACGUUGGAAAUGACGGCUGUGGGGCCCGCUUCUCGCUCUGUCAUGUCAAUUUCACGGAUACGAGGCUGCCAGGACUCCACCGCCUAUCCUCGGUGUGUCUCGUGCAUGUCGAUUCUCGCGACCGCAGCCUUCCAUUUCUCUUGUCUUGCACGUACCCACAUGUUCGGGAGCACCGGAAUCAGACGGCGGCCUCGCGCCGGGAUUUGCAGCCGGAAGACCGGGCGGUCUGUGCAAUCGGCUUUGGCGCCGCCCAAGCUUUCCUUGAUGCUGGGGCUUCCGUCGUCGUCAUCUCCUCAUCAGAAGAUCGAGUUGCAGAGGCUGUUCGCCGGCUGGAUCACCCCAAGGUAGAAGGAAAAGCGGGUGACGUUCGCAACGAGGAAGCAUUCACUGCCCUCUUGCAGUCUUUGGCACCUCUUGACCACAUCGUCUUUUCGGGUGUCGACAAGAUUAUCCGUGGAGCGUUAGCCGACGCCAACUUGGACGACGCAAAGCAUUUGUUUGGCGUCAAAUUUUGGGGCAGCAUCGUGAUCGGCAAAGCUCUCGCCAAGUAUGAUAUUCUAAAGCCCGGUGGCUCUCUCACCUUGACGUCAGGCACAGCCGCCCUUCGUCCCGGAAAGGGCGCAUCGAUUGGUGGAGCCCUUAACGGAGGCGUGCUAGCUCUCACAAAGGGCUUAGCCAGCGAGUUGAGUGACAAACGCAUCCGCGUCAACACCGUUGUACCCGGUCUGGUCAAGACGGAACUCUGGGACAAGCUCGGCCAGAGCAAGGAACAGCAACAAGCACUCUUCGAGAAGGGCACUUCUUUGCCCGUCGGAUUCACAGCCACGCCGGAUGACAUUGCAGAAGCCUAUCUCUACACAGCUAGGGCAGAUUAUGCCACGGGGACGCUAAUUGUCAUUGAUGGCGGUGGUCAACUUUAG
Parascedosporium putredinis is the source of this 1845-nucleotide messenger RNA. The record is from the annotation of a GenBank genome assembly. NCBI's taxonomy places the organism in Eukaryota, Fungi, Ascomycota, Sordariomycetes, Microascales, Microascaceae.